Messenger RNA from Salmo salar (Atlantic salmon), 5461 nucleotides. Its product is annotated as transcription factor Jun. Gene Ontology annotation, biological process: regulation of transcription by RNA polymerase II; regulation of cell cycle; regulation of cell population proliferation. Gene Ontology annotation, cellular component: transcription regulator complex. Gene Ontology annotation, molecular function: RNA polymerase II cis-regulatory region sequence-specific DNA binding; transcription factor binding; DNA-binding transcription factor activity, RNA polymerase II-specific. NCBI's taxonomy places the organism in Eukaryota, Metazoa, Chordata, Actinopteri, Salmoniformes, Salmonidae. The record is from RefSeq and is a predicted model, not a curated record.
UGGUAUUAAUCGGCCAAGCAGAAAGCCCCAGUCCAACCGACAGAGCAGACGAGGCAACGAGAGAGGCAGAAGAGAAGCCCGAUUUCUCCAAUGUCAACACUCUAUUUUCUAAGGCAGUGAAAAUAUAUACAGAUAAUUAACGGCAUGAUAGGACUUUUUCCUGCUGAUUUUUGGUUGGAAGAUUUAUGUUGAACACACGGAUAUCAGAUUCAUUUUUUAAUAGACCAUCUGCCUACACACAGUCGAACCGGCUCAGCGGUGUACAGGCAGCGUGCGUGGGUAACGUCUACCGUACGAUGGAUGGUAUUCUGUGUCAAUGUCGAUCGGUGUGACUAGCUCGAGUCAAGCGUUGAGUCACUGGAUUGUUUCACCAUGAAGGUUUAUUUCUCGACACGUAACGUGAGUAGGCUAAUCAACUAGUCAUCGUACUGAACGGGCUUUCCUGUCACCGCCGGGUUGACACGGGGAAACCUUCGCUUGCUGUGGCCCGAAUUCUUUAUUGGAAUAUUUUUUUUUAACAGAAACACUUUCUUGGGAAAUCUCCUAGUCUUCACAGCUAAAAGCCAACGGGACCAUUUAAACCUUAAACUAAUCAGAAUAUGAAGAGUCUGUCUCCCUGCGGCUAAAAUGGAUACCCCUUUCUACCACGACGAAGCCCCGGGUAUUCCUCACAAUUUCGGACAACACCAUGCAGAUUACCAACGUUACCAGGGCCACAAGAUGAUGAGUAAAAAAGUGGCACAUAACUUCUCAGGAGGUUCCCACAGCAGCUCUGGUCUGAAACUGUUACAAAACCAGCCAGGGAGCAACUGCAACAGCAACCCUAAUAACCUGGGAGGGAUUAACAGCAACACAAACAGCUCCUUAAUACCCGGCUGCUUGUCAGAUAUGAACCUUCUGAAGCUAGCCUCCCCUGACCUCGAGCACCUCAUCAUCCAGUCUAACCAGGGCUUGGUGACGACGUCUCCCGUCCCCAACCCUAACGGAGGUAACCCCUUCAUGUACCGGAACAACGCCACUAACGAACAGGAGGGUUUUGCCGAUGGGUUCGUCAAAGCCCUGGCGGAUCUCCAUAAACAGAACCAGCUGGUUGGAUCUCCCAUGUCCCCGUCCUCCUCUAUACAAGGCCCCUACCAGAGGAACAUCAUGCCUGUAGGAGACCUGCCCAUCUAUACCAACCUCAGCAGCUACAACCCCAACCACCCCAGCCAUAUAUCAUCAUCAUACCCAGGGGGUCAGAUGCCCGACGUCUACCCAGGCCACGGACCCCACGGACCCGGAGGCCAAGGGUCCCACCAUCCCCACAACAGAGGCCCGGAUGCCCCUCAGACUGUCCCAGAGGUCCCUCACCCUCCCGGGGACCCCACCUCCUCCCCUCCCUCACUGUCUCCGAUCGACCUGGAGACCCAGGAGAGGAUCAAAGCCGAGAGGAAGAAGCUACGUAACAGGAUCGCGGCGUCGAAGUGUCGUAAAAGGAAACUGGAGCGGAUCUCCAGGCUAGAGGAGAAGGUGAAGGUUCUGAAGACCCAGAACUGUGACCUGACCUCCACCGCCUCGAUACUGAGGGAACAGGUGGCCCAGCUCAAACAGAAAGUCAUGAAUCACGUCACCAACGGUUGCCAGAUAGCAGUCAGUUCAGCCACCCUGCAGGCCAACAGCACCGGGGACAGGGAGAGCACCAGCUGCUGAUCAAUGGACUCUACUGUACAGGGAUGAGGAGGGUUGUGAUGAUAAGUGAAAUAUGCUAACUACGUGAGGGGUUGAGGAGAAGGGAGAAUCCCACCUCUCUCUGCUAACUAUGUGAGGGGUUGAGGAGAAGGUGAGAAUCCCACCUCUCUCUGCUAACUACGUGAGAUGUUGAGGAGAAGGGAGAAUCCCACCUCUCUCUGCUAACUACAUGAGAUGUUGAGGAGAAGGUGAGAAUCCCACCUCUCUCUGCUAACUACGUGAGGGGUUGAGGAGAAGGGAGAAUCCCACCUCUCUCUGCUAACUACGUGAGAUGUUGAGGAGAAGGUGAGAAUCCCACCUCUCUCUGCUAACUACGUGAGAUGUUGAGGAGAAGGUGAGAAUCCCACCUCUCUCUGCUAACUACAUGAGAUGUUGAGGAGAAGGUGAGAAUCCCACCUCUCUCUGCUAACUACGUGAGAUGUUGAGGAGAAGGUGAGAAUCCCACCUCUCUCUGCUAACUACGUGAGAUGUUGAGGAGAAGGUGAGAAUCCCACCUCUCUAACCUCUACAAACAUUUUGAGUUGUAGUAGUAACACAACAAGAAAAGUACAUGGGACAUUUUCACUUUUAUUUUGCCCUCGCGCAGCCCUGAGAGUGACCAAAGGAACGUCUGCUCAAUAGGAGAGAACCAGACUGACGGCUGCACUCUACAACACUGAACCAAGUAAUCAUUAGAGUGAGGAGCAGAGGACGUUGUUUCUCUAGUAUGCAGUUCAGUAGGUCCAGGGUGCUUUGUGGCAAACAGGAAUUCUAAUAACGGAGAGAGUAUGAAACAUUCGGGGUUCCCUAAGGGGGGGGGGUUACCGUCCCGUCACCUCAGAACAAGAAUUUCUACAUUCUAGGUCAUCUCUAUGAUCUUUUAUUUAUUUUUUUAUCAAAAGACUGUUCUAUGGUACUUUUACCUGAGUAUUGUCAGUUAUACUUGUCAUUACCUGAGUAUUGUCAGCUAUAUUGGCAUUACCUGAGUAUUGUCAGUUAUACUUGUCAUUACCUGAGUAUUGUCAGUUAUAUUGGCAUUACCUGAGUAUUGUCAGUUAUAAUUGUCAUUACCUGUGUAUUGUCAGCUAUAAUUGGCAUUACCUGUGUAUUGUCAGUUAUAUUGGCAUUACCUGAGUAUUGUCAGUUAUAAUUGUCAUUGCCUGAGUAUUGUCAGCUAUAAUUGGCAUUACCUGUGUAUUGUCAGCUAUAAUUGGCAUUACCUGUGUAUUGUCAGUUAUAUUGGCAUUACCUGAGUAUUGUCAGCUAUAAUUUGCAUUACCUGAGUAUUGUCAGCUGUAAUUGGCAUUACCUGAGUCAGACGAUAAGGUUACAUCUGUAGUAAAGUGUGAGUUUGACUUUAGAACAAUUUCAAAAUGACAAUUAACGGUACUAGGAGAAUCUCGUGUGGCACCUCAAGGCCCUGAGCUUACUCAUUCUAAACUGUAGUUUGAAGUUAUGGGAAUUAAAGCUUUUUCCAGCUUUUUCAACAAACAAAAAAAAGUAAUUGAUCAAAGUAUCACAAUGUUGUUGAUCAACUCCAUCGGUCGUAAUAAUGUGAUGUAGAUAAAAAGGUGCAGAUUUAUUUGUUUGAGUCACUUUAGUCUCUUGUAUUGGAAUAUAUUAUCUGUCUGGUUAGAAUUGUGCAAUGUGUGUAUGAAGAUGACAGCAAAACCACCUCUUGAGUCUUUCAACUCUAAGGACUGGAUACAAUCCAUAUCGCCAAAGUAUUGCCAAAUAUCCGCGUUACAGCUUGUUUGAACUUUAAAGGCAAUGUUCCCGCGUUUGCAGAGACUGCAUUCACGGUAAAAGCUGCAUAUGUCGGCUUAAUGGGAAAUUACCUUUUCAUUUUAAUACGGAUCUUGCGGGAUCCGGAUUGAAUCCAGACCUAAAUGUGUUUUUAUUAAAUAACUGUGUUCAUGUGAAACAGACAGAAGCUUCUGGUGAUAUAGAAAUAGUUUAAAGAGAUUUAAACCAAUCACAACUUUGUAAGAUAAACUUUAUAGUAACAAAGAUUACUAUUGGUUGUCAUUAUGGAACAUGGCUAAUUCAUUUUUGGAACCUUGGUAAUUCAUUUUGGAACCUUGGUAAUUCAUUUUGGAACCUCGGUAAUUCAUUUUGGAACCUUGGUAAUUCAUUUUGGAACCUCGGUAAUUCAUUUUGGAACCUUGAUAAUUCAUUUUGGAACCUUGGUAAUUCAUUUUGGAACCUUGGUAAUUCUGAAAGAUUUUCCUACAACCAAAAUACCUUUUGCACUGUUCUUCCUGUAAUAAUGCCGACCUAUAGGUUUUAGUGUAGGAGUAAAAUUAUGUUCAAUGUGGUAACAUUGUGGAUCAGUGCUGUGUUAACCUGAACUACACUGUGUCAGAUACAUUUUAGAUAAACUUGUUGUGUUAAUCGACGGACGGACGGACGGACAGACGGACGGACGGACGGACGGACGGACGGACGGACGGACAGACAGACAGACAGACAGACAGACAGACAGACAGAAAGGGAAGAGGCUUCUUGAGAAUGCAGCAAGCUACAAUGAAGUAACAAGACAAGGGCUUUUAAUCAAUAGUAGAUUGUGAUUUUAUUUCUUGUUUUAAAACAUUUCUGGAACAAUUUAUUUAUGCAAAAUGUAUCUUUGGUAUUUAUGUUUUUGGGGAAAUGUGAUAUUGCACAUAAAUCAAAACAUGAAAUCUUGUCUGAUAUUUAUCUGUGGUCUCAACAUGGACUCUGUGUAGGCAUGUUUCUACAAACUAUUUCGUACUUUAUUUAAAACGUUUUCCUAUGAUUGUCGAUAAAGUAUUUAAAUCAUAUAAUAAGCGCUCUAUUUUCUACAUGAAUUAGCGUAACUUCUUCACAAAAAACAAUGAUUUAGUACAGUGGACCAACAUGGCAACUUAAAGAAAACUGUUUUGUUGAUUGAUGCUUAAACAUUUUUUUAAAGAUUCGUUUAAAUCUCUGUAAGUACUAUUACAUAGUUGGUGCACUGAAUGUACUUUCCUGUAAUUACAGUAUAUACAUAAACAAUGGUAUUUAUGUACACAGAGUGUACAAAACAUUAGGAACACCUUCUUAAUAUUGAGUUGCACCCCCCCCUUUUUACCCUCAGAACAGCCUCAUUUCGUCAAGGCAUGAACUCUACAAGGUGUCGAAAGCGUUUCCACAGGGAUGCUGGCCCACUGUUGACUCCAAUGCUUCCCCACAGUUGUGUCAAGUUGGGUGGUGGAUACAUUGUUGAUACACACGGGAAACUGUUGAGUGUGUAAAACCCAGCAUCGUUGCAGUUCUUGACACACUCAAAACCGAUGCGCCCGGCACCAACUACCAUACCCCCGUUCAAAGGCACUUAAAUAUUUUGUCUUGCCCAUUCACCCUCUGAGUAGCACACAUACGCAAUCCAAUGUCUCCAAUUGUCUCAAGGCUUAAAAAAUCCUUCUUUAACGUGUCUCCUCCAACUCUUUCUACACUGAUUAAAGUGGAUUUAACAGGUGACAUCAUUAAUGGGAUCAUAGCUGUCACCUGGAUUCACCUGGUCAGUCUAUGUCAAUGGAAAGAGCAGGUGUUCUUAAUGAUUUGUACACUCAGUAAAUGUCUUAGUCUGGAGAGAAAAAAAAAAAAAACAAUAAUCAAGACAGACUUUAAAUCUCUCAAAUAAUUUUUGUGAGCGUCAAGGAAAAUAUGUAUUUUUUUUUUUUUACUUGAAUAAGUCACAAAUGAUAAUGAUUAUAUUUUUGUACAAAAUGUAUUAAACGUUCUUAAAGUUCAA